AUGGCACCGGUACGUGGAUGCAAUGAUAGGGACAUUAAGUUUUCCCCUAAAUUUGUUGUCUAUGCCUUGAGAGUCUCGCUCUUUGAAACUGUAAGCGGCAAGAAGGGCAUAGGAUUGUAUGACUCGAGCAAAGCCUCUCACUGGUUAGGUGAGUCUAGUGAACCCUUUAAUUCUUUCGGAACCUUCAAGUUUUCCAACAAUAAUCUUGUCCUUGAUGAUCAAGCUGGUAUCCGUGUUUGGGGCACAAAUUUUAUGGGAGUUGUUGGCUCAUCGUUGGUUAAAGAGUUUCUUGAUGAUGGAAACUUUGUUAUCAAGAACACAUGGGACAACGACACAGCUGGUUUCUUAUGGCAAAGCUUUGAUUUCCUGACUGAUACUUUACUGCCAGGUAUGGCAUUGGGUUGGAAAUUUCACAGGGGAAUCAAUCGAUACUUGCUUCCAUUUCCCGACGGAUACUUACUUCCAAAAAUGGCAUUGGGUUGGAAUUUUCAUUGGGGCGUCAAUCAAUAUUUGGUGGCGUGGGAAACCCCUGAUAAUCCGUCCAAAUCGAGAGAGGAAUAUGUUGCCUCAAGCUUCCCUGAGCUUUUCGUUUCUAACUAUGAGGGCCGACUGUACGGGACUGGCCCCUUGGAUGACCAAAAAGAACAGAGUCUAAUGGAUAAAACUUUUCUAAGUGAUAAAAUUUACAUAGCUGACAUACAAGAGGUCAGUUUCACGGCUUACAACGACAGCAUCUUCACAAGAUUGAACCUAAGCCCUCCCGGAAUUUUACAGCGCUUGACAUGGAACCAGACAGUAGAGAGAUGGAUUGGUUCUUGGCACCAGUAA
Messenger RNA from Arabidopsis thaliana (thale cress), 828 nucleotides. RefSeq names its product Curculin-like (mannose-binding) lectin family protein. The transcript has 5 exons. The record is from RefSeq and is marked reviewed. Gene Ontology annotation, molecular function: carbohydrate binding. The coding region runs from base 1 to 828 and encodes 275 amino acids. Lineage: Eukaryota; Viridiplantae; Streptophyta; Magnoliopsida; Brassicales; Brassicaceae.